This is a messenger RNA of Brachypodium distachyon (stiff brome), 1846 nucleotides long. Its product is annotated as oligouridylate-binding protein 1. The record is from RefSeq and is a predicted model, not a curated record. Gene Ontology annotation, molecular function: mRNA binding. The coding region runs from base 222 to 1580 and encodes 452 amino acids. The transcript has 12 exons. Lineage: Eukaryota; Viridiplantae; Streptophyta; Magnoliopsida; Poales; Poaceae.
UUGGAACCUUGCCUGUGCCCGACGAGGAGGAGAAAAACAGAGAGAGGAGAGAGAGGAAAUCUCACCUUCCUCCUCUUCCUGCGUUCCCCUGCCUCGAUCCCCGCGAGGAAUUCGCCCCCGAAUCUCUCGAUCUGUCGGAUCCAAUCCGCCGAUCCGCCGCCUCGAUCGGUCCGCGUGGGGGAGGGGUCCUCGGUCGCCCGGGGUUUCGAUCCGGUUCGGAGAUGAACGGCGCCGGCGGGAGCCAGCAGCAACAGCAGCAGCAGCAGCAGCAGAGGCUCCGCCAGCAGCAGCAGCAGCAACAACAGCAGCAGGCCCUCCUGAUGCAGCAGGCGUUGCAGCAGCAGCAGUACCAGUCGGGCGUCCUCGCGGCCGCCGCCGCGGCGGCCAUGACUCAGAUGGAGCCUGUUUCAAAUGGCAAUCUCCCACCUGGGUUUGAUCCAUCCACAUGUCGCAGUGUGUAUGUGGGAAACGUACAUCCUAAUGUCACUGAGAGCCUUCUGAUAGAAGUUUUCCAGAGCUCUGGCCCUGUGGAAAGAUGCAAGCUCAUCAGGAAAGAGAAGUCUUCCUUUGGGUUUGUUGACUACUAUGAUCGGAGGUCAGCGGCUCUUGCAAUCAUGAGCCUUCAUGGACGUCACAUAUAUGGCCAAGCAAUCAAGGUGAACUGGGCAUAUGCAAGCACACAGCGGGAGGAUACAUCUGGACAUUUCCAUAUUUUUGUUGGUGAUUUAAGUUCUGAAGUGAAUGACGCAACUCUUUAUGCCUGUUUCUCAGUAUAUACUUCUUGUUCUGAUGCUCGAGUGAUGUGGGACAAUAAAACUGGACGCUCCAGAGGUUACGGCUUUGUCUCCUUUCGCAAUCAACAGGAAGCUGAAACUGCUAUAACUGAAAUGACUGGUAAAUGGCUUGGCAGCAGACAAAUAAGGUGCAACUGGGCAACAAAGACUAAUGCAGAAGAAAAACAAGAAACCGACAACCAUAAUGCAGUUGUACUGACGAACGGUAGUUCCAGUAAUGCAGCAAUGGAGGGAAACCAGGAAACAGGAAGUAAAGAGAAUCCGGAGAACAACCCUGAUUUCACUACGGUGUAUGUAGGCAACCUUGGGCAUGAGGUCAAUCGAGAUGAGCUUCACCGCCACUUCUAUAACUUAGGUGUUGGGGCAAUCGAGGAAGUUCGUGUUCAACAGGAUAAAGGGUUUGGAUUUGUAAGGUACAAUACCCAUGGUGAGGCAGCACUAGCGAUUCAGAUGGCCAAUGGAUUGGUCAUCCGUGGCAAGCCAAUAAAGUGCUCAUGGGGCAACAAACCAACUCCGCCCGGGACAUCUUCUAAGCCGCUGCCACCUCCGGGCCCUGCUUACCAACCCGUAGCAAUGGCGGGUGUGCCGCAAGGCUUCACAGCAGCCGAGCUCCUGGCUUACCAGAGGCAGCUCGCCUUAAGCCAGGCCGCAGCGGGGCAGAUUGCUGCUGGCGGGCACGGUCUGGCGGGCCAGGUAUCCGCAGGGCUUCUUGCUGCUGGCUCCCAGGCCCUCUACGACGGCUACCCGAACCAGUCGUCGGCGCAGCAGCUUAUGUACUACAACUAGUCCAUAGGAGAGGGUCUAAAAGAGGAUGGAAGGCGUUUGUAGUGUUCUUCAGCUUUGCUUGAAGCCAAGCCUGACCUUCUCUCGAUCUCUCGGGUUCCUAUUCUCUUUUUUGUCUUCUGUUUCGUGUACUAUUUGCGUGAGAGAGGUUUUCUUCUUCUUUGUCGCGGGAUUGUGUUUUUCAUUGUCUUGGCAUAUUACUGUGUACUCUUAUUGACCAUUGUCUUUUUCUGAUUUCGUUCAAGUAGUAGCCCAUGUUAACAGAGUAA